Messenger RNA from Orbicella faveolata, 1586 nucleotides. RefSeq lists its product as uncharacterized. Lineage: Eukaryota; Metazoa; Cnidaria; Anthozoa; Scleractinia; Merulinidae. The record is from RefSeq and is a predicted model, not a curated record. Gene Ontology annotation, molecular function: DNA-binding transcription factor activity, RNA polymerase II-specific; RNA polymerase II cis-regulatory region sequence-specific DNA binding. Gene Ontology annotation, biological process: regulation of transcription by RNA polymerase II. Gene Ontology annotation, cellular component: nucleus.
AACGCACGUGUGCUGCUUUGGUAAAUAUACGAUCGGCGAAUGUGGUGUCACCAGUUCGAUCAGAACACAUUACAAGCUACAGCACGGUAACGUUGUGAGACUUAUUUGUUGGAUAUACAGGAAAAUUAGCUAAAGCGAAUGGAGUUGAUAUCUGCAGCUGGUAUAGAAACGUUUCUCGCUUCCGAUAAGGAUGUCUUCAAUUUCGAUCACGAAGAUGACAGCGGGUUGAGUUCUUCCCCGUCUAGCCCACAGUCAGGAGACUACGACUCAGCCUCCCAGCUUUUUGAUUUCGAAGAAAGCCUACAGUCAAAUCUCUUCGGCUCGCUGAGUACAUGUCUUUUUGGCGACGAACUCCCGUCAAAGUUGUACACCCAUAUAAAAAUAAAAGAGGAAACUGACGAUGAACUUUGGGCUAGUAACCAAGCCACAUUAGAACAACUGAAGGAGGACAUGUUUGACGGUAUUUCCUUCUCUGAUGGUUGCGAUUUUGGCGAACAAUGUGAGCUAAUGGACAGGAUGCUUAAUCCAUCUGUUACCCGUAAAAUGAUGGACGAAAGAACAAUUCAAUCGCGUCAGGAUGACAAUGACCCAGACGGAGCGCUGGCCGAAGCUGUAGCGAACCGCGCGACAUGCACGAUGUCAUCCACGAGCGAGAAUACGACGGUCGCCGAAGAAAGUUGUCCGGAAGACUCCGAGCGAGAAACAUGCAAACGUCAACUUCGGAAAAGAGUUAAAAACGUUUAUGCCGAUCAUGAUUAUUUUAAAUCGUCGGAUGAAGCCGGUAAAAAAGCUGAGUCCGAUGACAAUGGAAUGGACGAGAAUGUCGAGCGAAGUGAAGACGAUGAUGAAGAAUUUAAACCUAGUUGCAGAUCAGCUAAGAAAUCUCGCCUCUCAAAGAACUCAAAGUCGAGUAAAGAUCUCAAGUACUGGGAGAGGCGAAAACGGAACAAUUUAGCGGCUAAACGAUCUCGUGAAGCUAAACGAGCGCGCGAAAUCGAAACCGCGAAAAAAACUGCCGCGUUAGAGAAGGAGAACGCUACUUUGAAAGCGCAAGUUAGGAAAUUGAAAACGGCUAUUCAAAGGGCUGAGAAGAAGUUACGUAUAAUGGUAUAGCAGAUUGCGGUUACCUUUUGAGUCUCGGGUAUUUUUCCAAACGGAUUCGCUCGUAACUAACCAUAAACCCUCGCUUAACUGCUAAAUCUUAGCUGUGCAAGGUGGGCAGAGUUUAAAUUUAAGCUUCAUAACCCUGUGGAGGGGCGUUGUCUGGCCAGUAUGCGGCUAGGUUGAUGUUGCUCCCAUUACGAAAGACAGGUGAAACAAGGUGUCUCGAGAUGUAGUGGUAUCAUGUAAAAAAGAGAGUUUGGACGAAUUACUUUUUGCUAAUAGUACAGCCCUGUGCGAUACAGCACUAAGUAAGAACGGUUCCUACUUACGGUAUUUAUAAAUCGUGAUGUUGAUGUUUGAUUCCUUGCGACAAGAUUGUAGAAAUACAUUCAUCUGCAUCAUCCAAGUAACAUUGUACAUAUUCGUACACAAUUUUGAACAUAGUUGGUUGAAAUAUUCAUUAAAUAUGACUACUUAUUGAC